AUGGUUGAGUCACAACGAGAGAAGGACGAGCCUGCGCCCGGAUCACUCCCAACGCCGCCCGUCUCCAUCGGCACGAAGAGAGACCCAAGCCCUGCACGAAGCACAACCGGCUCAUUGACAGACAUCGGCACUGCAACGUCCUCGAACAGAGGCCAAUCACCAAUGCUCGGCGUCCCGCCAUCUUCCACGAACCUCACUUCCCCGUCUCCGUCGGCGUUUGCGGCACUCAACGGCAAUGCUCCUCCGCCGGCAAAGAAAGCGAAGCUCACGUUCGCGGAGAAGGAGGCCAGGCGAAUAGAGAAGGAGUUCAAGGACCAACAAAAGGCCGAGGAGAAGGCUAGGAAGGAGGCGGAACGAGCGGCACACGCGGAAGAGAAGGCACGCAAAGAAGCUGAGAAGGAGGCAGAGCGAAAGAAGAAAGAAGAGGAACGGGAAGCAAAGCGUGCUGCACAAGAGGCUGAGAAAGCUGCCAAAGAGGAGAAGCGGAGGAAGAAGGAGGAAGAGAAGCAGAAAGCUGAGGAGGAGAAGCGGAAGAAGGAGCGGAGCCAGAUGAGAUUGGGAAACUUCUUCAACAUUCCGGCUACUGCGAGACCGAGAGGAGCGAGUGUCGAUAGCCGUGGUCGGUCCUCGAUGAGCCCUGCUCCGUCGAGUGCUCUAGCUGCUGCAAGUCCUGCUGCGUCUGCUUCGACACCCAGCAAGCCUGCACAAACGCUGUACGAGAAGCUCUUCCCGGAUUUCUUCAUCCAACUUAAUGUUACACUUGCACCAUUCAGCAGGUUUGAACGAGAUGGAGAGGCUGUGGAGUCCAUACAGAAGUCGAUUGAUGGCUACAUACAUGGCAGCAGAAGCCCGGGCACACAGCGUUUUUUCGAUGCACAAUCCUUGUUCCACCUCUCGAGCGUCCUUCCUCGUGGCAGACGAUUGAUGCCAGUCAGAGACAUCAUGACUGAGUUCUACUCGGGCAACGCAUCCAAACCGAUCGACCUUACUACCGAUUCUCAGAACUCGCAAAUCAAGCGGACGGGUGACCUCCUUCGAAAGAUUCCCAUGAAGCUCUUGCACUUCCGGGAAGAUGUUCGACCACCGUAUCGAGGCACAUACACCAGCCGACCUGUGACUGGCAUGAUAAAGCUUGCGCGAAAUCCAAUGCGUCGAGACUUGCCAAACACCGACUAUGACUAUGACAGCGAGGCUGAAUGGCAGGAGGAUGAAGACGCCGAGGACCUGAAGAGUGAAGGUGAUGAAGAUGAAGAGGUGGACGAUGAUGAAGAUAUGGACGGUUUUCUGGACGAUGAGAAUGACGAGACUGCCAACUCGAGACGCCUGGUGCUACAGGGUGAUCUGGAACCUAUUUCUACGGGCCUGUGUUGGGAGGAUCGGAAAAAGAGGAAUACGAAUGUGAAGAUGGUUCCGUAUCGGAUGGAGGUGAUUCUUGACCGGAGCAUCAAAUCCAUCGACCCGUUCUCCAAGGCAUACUGGGAGCCCGUUCCGACAGCUAUGGAUCCCCCGCGUAUUCCCCUCAACACAAUGAAAACCACCUCCGCCAACUUCAACGGCCCUACAACCACCUCCAAGACCGUCAAACCAUUCUUCUCAACCGCCACCGACGUCCUGAAAUCGUCACCAUCCACCCUCUUACCCCCUCAAUCGACCCUCCCAUCCAACCCAUCCCCAGGCCGCCCAUCAACCAAGCCAGCAAAAGACCAAAAACCAAAGAAGCUCCUCGGCCAAGAUGAUAUGCCCGCCUUCUGCGCCGCGGUACAGGGUUCAGAUCUGAGUAAAGUCGGUCUCAUCGAGGUGCUGAAGAAGAAGUUCCCAGGUCGGCCCGCGGCUGCUAUCAAGGCUACGCUAGAGGCGGUAGCGAAGAGGGAGGGCGUUAAGGAGGUUGAUAAACGGUGGAAGAUCGUGUCCCAACCCCAGGUUUCGGCAAUGUAA
Messenger RNA from Hyaloscypha bicolor E, 1935 nucleotides. RefSeq lists its product as uncharacterized. The coding region runs from base 1 to 1935 and encodes 644 amino acids. Gene Ontology annotation, cellular component: nucleus; CAF-1 complex. The transcript has 2 exons. The record is from RefSeq and is a predicted model, not a curated record. Gene Ontology annotation, biological process: nucleosome assembly. NCBI's taxonomy places the organism in Eukaryota, Fungi, Ascomycota, Leotiomycetes, Helotiales, Hyaloscyphaceae.